Molecule: messenger RNA, 837 nt
Organism: Enhydra lutris kenyoni (northern sea otter)
Lineage: Eukaryota; Metazoa; Chordata; Mammalia; Carnivora; Mustelidae
Product: small integral membrane protein 29
Exons: 5
Coding region: 152-460 (102 amino acids)
Source: RefSeq, a predicted model, not a curated record
UUGAUCACGCGCCUGCCGGCUCUUCCGGGGCCUGGGAGCCAACCGAGGGCGUUCCUGUCCGGGCUGCAGCGGCGGGAGGGAGCCCGGUGGAGGCGCCCUCCCGAGGCCCCACUGCUCAUGCUGACGACCCAGCCCUCCGGCUGCUGAUGUCAUGAGUAACACUACAGUGCCCAAUGCCCCCCAGGCCAACAGCGACUCCAUGGUGGGCUACGUGUUGGGGCCUUUUUUCCUCAUCACCCUGGUCGGGGUGGUGGUGGUUGUGGUAAUGUAUGUCCAGAAGAAAAAGCGAGUGGACCGGCUUCGCCAUCACCUGCUCCCCAUGUACAGCUACGACCCCGCAGAGGAGCUGCAUGAGGCUGAGCAGGAGCUGCUCUCGGAUGUGGGGGACCCCAAGGUGGUACACGGCUGGCAGAGUGGCUACCAGCACAAGCGGAUGCCCCUGCUGGACGUCAAGACCUGACCUCACCCCCACCCCCCUGCUCUCCAGAACCAUGGCACUUGGGAGUGCUCCGGGGGCCUGCGGUGUCCUUCCCCACUUGCACUCACCCAGCUCCCCCUGCUGGGAACUGGGUCUCCUCUCAUCCAUCCAGGCUGCACCUCGCUUCCCCUGCCCAGACCUUCAAUCCUUGGUGGGCUGAGCCUUCCACCCACUCCCCCCCACCAGGCUAAUCCAAGUUUUUCCUGCCUGGUUGGAAGGGUGGUUGGGAGACUUUUUUCCUAGGCCCCACCUUUCUCUUGAGCCCUCCCCAACCUGGCUUUGGAUUUGUUUCCAUGGUGACAGGGCCUAAUGUAUAGUAUUCAGUAUAUAUAUUUUGUAAAUAAACUGUUUUGUGGCUA